Panthera uncia (snow leopard) is the source of this 1765-nucleotide messenger RNA. RefSeq names its product phospholipid transfer protein (gene PLTP). The coding region runs from base 73 to 1563 and encodes 496 amino acids. Gene Ontology annotation, molecular function: ceramide transfer activity; phosphatidylglycerol binding; ceramide binding. Gene Ontology annotation, biological process: phospholipid transport; ceramide transport; high-density lipoprotein particle remodeling. The transcript has 16 exons. Lineage: Eukaryota; Metazoa; Chordata; Mammalia; Carnivora; Felidae. The record is from RefSeq and is a predicted model, not a curated record.
CCGGAUCCCCUGCGCAGCCCGCCGCACCACGUGACCCCGCCGACCACCCAGCUCCGCCGCAGCCCGCUCGCCAUGGCCCUCGUCGGGGCCCUCUUCCUAGCGCUUCUGGCAGGCGCUCAGGCCGAGCUCCCCGGCUGCAAGAUCCGCAUCACCUCCAAGGCGUUGGAGCUGGUGAAGCAGGAGGGCCUGCGCUUUUUGGAACAAGAGCUGGAGACCAUCACCAUUCCGGACCUGCGGGGCAAGGAGGGCUACUUCUACUACAACAUCUCGGAGGUGAAGGUCACAGAGCUGCAGCUGACAGCCUCUGAGCUCCAUUUUCAGCCAGAGCAGGAGCUGAUGCUACAAAUCAGCAACGCCUCCUUGGGGCUGCGCUUCCGGAGACAGCUUCUCUACUGGUUCUUCUAUGAUGGGGGCUACAUCAAUGCCUCUGCUGAAGGCGUGUCCAUCCGCACAGCUCUGGAGCUCUCCAGGGACCCCACUGGCCGUAUCAAAGUGUCCAACGUCUCCUGCCAGGCCUUGGUCUCCAGAAUGCACGCAGCCUUUGGGGGAACCUUCAAGAAGGUGUAUGAGUUCCUCUCCACAUUCAUCACCUCGGGGAUGCGCUUCCUCCUCAACCAGCAGAUCUGCCCCGUGCUCUACCAUGCAGGGAUGGUGCUGCUCAAUUCCCUCCUGGACACCGUGCCCGUACGCAGCAAUGUGGAUGAGCUUGUUGGCAUCGACUACUCCCUCCUGAAGGAUCCUGCAGCUUCUGCCAGCAAUCUGGACAUGGACUUCCGGGGGGCCUUCUUUCCCCUGGCGGAGGGUAACUGGAGCUUGCCCAACCGGGCGGUUGAGCCCCAGCUGCGGGAGGAGGAGCGGAUGGUGUACGUGGCCUUCUCCGAGUUCUUCUUUGACUCCGCCAUGGAAAGCUACUUCCGAGCGGGUGCCCUGAAGCUGUCACUGGUGGGAGACAAGGUGCCCCACGAUCUGGACAUGCUGCUGAGGGCCACCUACUUUGGGAGCAUCGUCCUGCUGAGCCCGGCGGUGAUUGACUCCCCGCUGAAGUUGGAGCUAAGGGUCCUGGCCCCACCUCGCUGCACCAUCAAGCCCUCGGGUACCACCGUCUCUGUCACCGCAAGUGUCACCAUCGCCCUGGUCCCGUCCGACCAGCCUGAGGUCCAACUGUCCAGCAUGAUUAUGGACACCCGUCUCAGCGCCAAGGUGGCACUCCGGGGAAAGGCGCUGCGCGUCCAGCUGGACCUGCGCCGGUUCCGAAUCUACUCGAACCAGUCUGCACUGGAGUCGCUGGCACUGAUCCCACUGCAGACCCCUCUGAAGACCAUGCUGCAGAUUGGGGUGAUGCCCAUGCUCAAUGAGCGGAUGUGGCGGGGGGUGCAGAUCCCACUACCCGAGGGCAUCAACUUCGUGCGCGAGGUGGUGACCAACCAUGCGGGCUUCCUCACCAUCGGGGCCGACCUCCACUUUGCCAAAGGGCUGCGAGAGGUGAUUGAGAAGAACCAGCCUGCCAGCACCAGCGACACCUCGGCAUCCAGUGCCCCACCACCUGCCACGACGGCUGCCUGAGCCCUCAACCCCACGCUGGCAGGGGCAUCCAGGACUUCGACCCUCUCGGCUCCUCCCAGCCUAUAGCAUCCUGUGUAACCCCCAGUGCCACAGAGAAGACAGGUUUUAAGCUGUACCCAAUUUAAUUCCAUAAUCACACUCAAUCCAUCAAUUAGUCCGUCCACCCUCCCCGUGGGCUGUCCUGAGCUCUGCUGUGUUCCAG